This is a messenger RNA of Pocillopora meandrina, 2262 nucleotides long. The record is from the annotation of a GenBank genome assembly. NCBI's taxonomy places the organism in Eukaryota, Metazoa, Cnidaria, Anthozoa, Scleractinia, Pocilloporidae.
AUGGAUCAAGGAAGAAGUAUAAAGGAUCUCUAUUUAGGUAUGUAAUUACCUCAAAUAUUUACUGUACCAGCAUAACACAAAGUUAUUAUAAAUUUAUCUUUUACCAUAAAGGAGACUUUCUUUCCUGACUGUAUGUUAAGUUCAUGGACUAGCAGCUCUAUGGAUGGUUAAUGAAAAUUGCACAGUUAAUACUUUUAUGUACACUUCAUCAUUAAGGAGAAAUCUCAUCUUCUGCAAAGCAUCAUGGGUAUGUUGUAUAAUUUUGUACUCUUAGGGACAAUAACAACUUUAUAAUUGAACUGACAAGUAUCAAAUGAUAUCAAUUUUAAAAAGCAAAAUUAAUUGGUUGUACUAUACAUGUAAAAGCAACACUUAACAAUAGCAGUUUAAAAACUUCUAUAUUUUUCCUAAGGAUAUAACUACAGUGUACAUGUAUUUGUCAGAUCCAGAUAAAUUAAUUUUCUUUGGUUGUAUUAAUUACUUUCAUUACAUAGGGAUGUAUGAAGUCCUUGCCACUGAACCAUUGCAUGAUGUGAGGGAAAACAUCUCAAACAUUAUCACUGAAAUUUCUGCACACCUCUUAGAUGUUAUGUAAAAGUUGUGUGAGGAGACAGUGACACUGGUUCAGAUUAUCGUGAGAUCUGUACUGUGCUUGCAAAACAGUAGAGAGGUGAACAUUGUUUGACUAUUAAAGUUAUGUAGAGGUCCUAAUUAACUUUAUACUUUAAAUGUACAAUUUGCCUUAUCAAUAAUAAUUUUAUUAUUAUCCCCCCUCCCAACACACACCCCUGGUAGGUCACACCAGCUUGGACUAAAAUUGGCAGAGGAUUAGGACAAUGUUAUAAAUAAUUCUUUAAAAAUUUAGCAUUUUUCACAUUACAUUGGCAUCUUAUAGAUAGUUACUUUUCAAAAGUAACCAGCUGUUGUGAUCAAACAAACAUUUUACUUAAUUACUGCUGUUAUGCUAAGUUAAUUUUAUCAUCAAAUUGGACAGUAACAUAAUUAUUGAUACAUGUUGUUCUCCUCACUUACAGAAAGUUUUUCUUUAUUUCCAUCAAAAUGAUUUUUUAUCAAUUAAGUGUUUGUAUAAUUACAUUUUAUUAUUUUCCCUUUCAUAGGUUUUGUCAGUGAGAAGGUGCAGGUCUUGUUGGAAAUCAUGCAAAUUUUGUAUGCCAUGGUACAAGAGAGAUGCCACAAAAAUGUAUUAAGCCUUCACAAUCAAACCUUUCUUCAUGCUAUUGUAUGUGUGGAGGUUAUUGGAAAGCCUAUAAUAGUAACAGAGAAAAAUUAUAUGGUCAUUACCUGCACUCACUGGUGUGCCACACACCUAUCCAACAUUGCAUCAUCUCUCCAGGUCAAUCAACACAGAACAACAAGAGCGCCAUUUCAACACUUUUGAGAGUAUUUCUUGGUAACAUCAAGCAGAUGGCCUAGAGAGAUCACCACCCCUGGCCUGACCGGGAUGCAAGCAGAAAUGAAACAAGGUGAAAUCAACCGACAAAGUGCCACUCAAGAGCAGAAGUCAUGACUGGGAAAACUAUUAAAGUGCUUAGCCAAAGGCAGAAAAUAGUAUCAUCCCACACAGAAUUAUCCUCAAAUACUAGAGUGCUUAUCAAGCACAACUGGAGCGCAUUUCUGAUUUCCUUUUGUGUGGAGAAGGAAUUUGGUGGAGGCAUGUUAAUAAUAAUAAUAAUAAUAAUAAUAAUAAUAAUAAUAAUAAUAAUAAUAAUAAUAAUAACGAAUUUUUAUACAGGAUUGAAACCCAUCAGUGUGUAACACUGUUGUCCUUGGGGUCCUGUCAAAAAUAAUAAAUAAAUAAAUAAAAUAAAAUUUAACAAGAUAUAAUCAUUGAUCUUAAGGUCUAGAAAAGCAUACAAUAAAAUUAAAAAUUAAAUAAAAAUACUCUGAAAAGGAUACCUAUAACCACGUUUAGAUAGAAUUUAACUAAAAUAAUCUCGAAAUUUGAUAAAGGUGUUGUUAAAGGUGUUGAAUUCUUUGAUGUCACUUCCCCCUGUGAAACUGAAACAGAAGUUCACACCCUUCCACCUUUACACCACUUUUGCUCCCACAUGCCGAAGUAGGAAAAUAAAUACCUUCAAGACAACUGGAAGAAGUGUGUGUCAUCGGCUCAUAUUCAAAUACAUCACCAUGCAAUCUGAAUAUUUGAUGAAAGGGGCGAGCUUGACCAAAUCAUUCACACUGGCUUCCUGCAUGACGAUGAGGAUGAUGAUGAAACAGAGACUGGUAGAAAUGAAGAAUUAA